AUGCUUACCACCAGAGAUUCACCAGGCCCCCAUCUUUUGCUGGCUCAAGUGCCUUUGACGGUGUCACCUUUCAUCAAUCUCCCUGCCUCGGUCACGCUCCCUUACACCUACAAGUCCAUCCCAAACAGUCUGCCACAGUCGGUUCUCGUAGAUCCGACAAACCCAGAGGCAAAACCGCGUUACGUCUUUUCCUCCACGGGAGAACAUGCAGCUCACCCAGAUGAGAUCCUAGCGUCAUGCCAAUCACUAGAACAGCACUUGAAGAAGACCAAAACAGAGGCAGAAAAGGCCAUCAAGUCCUGGGAAGAAUCGAUUCGGGAACGAGAACUCGCUGAGAAGCGGCGUGUGGCGCCGGGGUGGUUGGAUCGGGAUGAGAAGUUAUUGCAGCCCAGCAAAGCUGGCUCAAUGUCUGCCACGAGAUCCCAAAAGGCGGGCAGCUUGCUGGACAGCGUUUCUGCCGACCAGGGAUCUUCGAGUCUCCCCGCAAUGGUGCCUCGCGACGAAGGCGAUGAGCUGGACCGGGCCUUUGGCGGGCUGGAUGUGAAAUGA
Messenger RNA from Penicillium diatomitis, 549 nucleotides. RefSeq lists its product as uncharacterized. Lineage: Eukaryota; Fungi; Ascomycota; Eurotiomycetes; Eurotiales; Aspergillaceae. The record is from RefSeq and is a predicted model, not a curated record. Bases 1 to 549 code for a protein of 182 amino acids. The transcript has a single exon.